Molecule: messenger RNA, 2229 nt
Organism: Mesorhabditis spiculigera
Lineage: Eukaryota; Metazoa; Nematoda; Chromadorea; Rhabditida; Rhabditidae
Source: the annotation of a GenBank genome assembly
AUGCUAUCCUUUCUCAAAUCCUCAAGCCGAGUCGAGAAAGGGCGGAAAUCGUCGUCCGACUCGAAACUCGGCGAUUCGAACCGUUCCCGUUCUUCCGAUGGACAAGAAGACAAAUACAUUGAACUGCAAGCCGUUCAUGAUGCUCCAGAACCAGACCCCAAGUACUGUUAUUUGGAAUUCAAGAAGGGCGAUCGAUUGAAGGACGAAGACCUAAAACACCAUGCCCUCCACCUGGUCCACCCGUACGGCACCGAUGGAUAUGCGGUGGAAUUGAGAUUCGAUCGGAAAUCGCCAAUUGUCACAUAUCCAAUCUGUCGCAACAAGAGUGGAUAUUACCUACAGGCAAAACCGAAAUGGUAUCGGCCAACCGUGAUCGAGCUUGUCGAACUGUACCAAAAAAACCCCAUUUUGAAGACGCGACUGCGGAAUGUGUACAAGGAAAAACCAAUUACUUAUGGCCAGUGGGAAGUCCCACGUCGUGAGUUGCUGCUUGGUGCGGUCGUCAGUAAUGGGGCCAGAUCUAUCAUGAGGAAGGCAAACUGGUAUAUGUUACCGGUGGCUGUCAAAAGUCGUAAAUUGACGAAGAGCGGGCAAAGGAGCAAUCUUUCAAAGAAGUGGGCUCGCUUAAUCGAACUGCAACAUCCGAAUAUUAUACGGUUGCUAGGGGUUUGCCUCGACGUCACCCCAGAACUAAUGGUGCUUGAAUGGAUGUCUGGUGGAACACUCGAUCAAUUUCUGAAGAAGAGGGCCACCCCACUGGGAAUCGAAGGAGCAAUCGAUACUCUCGCACAGAUCGCUGCUGGUAUGGAGUAUCUAUCAAAGGCCGGAAAGGUUCAUGGUGAUCUGGCUGCUCGAAAUGUUCUCGUUGAUUUGAGUGGCGAAGACAUGUUUGUAAAGAUCACCGGAAUGGCUCGUGUGCGGGAUAUUCCAAAAGAUAGCUACUGUCCAGCAUCUGGCCGUAUCGCGUUUGCUUGGAGUGCUCCAGAGGUGUUGAACAGCAUGCAGUUCACCAACCGCUCCGAUUCGUGGUCAUUUGCCGUGCUGAUCUUUGAGCUGUUCUCGAUGGCAGAGGCGCCAUACGAAAAAGAGCUUGGAAAGGACAAGAGCCAGGCGCCUGCUCUCUUGUUGUGGAUUUAUCAGGGGAAUCGGCUCCGGCGACUCGAACAAUACACCGACUUUUUGUAUCAGGAGAUCGUCGAACCGUGUUUUGAGUAUAACUGGCGCAAGCGGCCGACAUUCAAAAAGAUUCUCGAACUACUCAGGGAUCCGCCACCUACCCCGCCGCAGAGAUUGUCCCCCGGCACACCACUCAUCAGGCCGAGGUCCUUAUUUGGAGAGGAUCGAUGGGAGAUCAAGAAUGAUGAGCUGGUCAUUGGAGACUUGAUCGGAAGCGGGAACUACGGGGAUGUGCUUACGGGUGAAUGGCGUGGGAUAAUAGUGGCUGUCAAAAUAGUGCGACCUGAUGCCACACGCAAAGUCAACGACGAAUUCAAAAAGGAAGUGCAGCAGCUGAAAGAGAUGACCCAUCCGAACAUCGUUCGUCUUUACGGGGUGGUGACUACGGAGAUUCCUAACAAGAUCGUCACCGAAUUCAUGUCGGGCGGUUCGUUGCUUCAUUAUCUUCAAAAGACUGAGGCCAAUAUCUUGCAAUCACAAGCUCUCCACAUUCUCACCCAGGUGGCCACCGGGAUGGAAUACCUGACGGACCGCGGGAAAAUCCAUCGAGAUUUGGCGGCCCGGAACGUUUUGAUCGAUAGUGAUCGGCUGGUGGUUAAGGUGGCCGACUUUGGGUUGACGCGUGAUAUGCCGAUCGGGGAUUAUUAUCAGCUGGUGGCUGGAGGAGCAUUUCCCAUUGCAUGGAGUGCCCCGGAGGUGUUGGUAGAAAAGAAAUUCGCUGCCACCUCGGACUCGUGGUCUUUCGGCGUCCUCAUCUUCGAGCUGUACACCCACGGGCUGAUGCCGUAUUUUGAUCAGUUUAGGGGCAAAGAAGUGACGACGACCACGCUGUCGAUUUGGCUGAAUCAGGGGAAUCGGUUGCGGAAACCGGCGUUGUGCCCGGAUAUCAUCUACCAAAAGAUCAGCCUGCCGUGUUUCGAAUACGAAUGGCGCAAGCGCCCCCAUUUCACGCAGAUUCUAGAAGUAUUGCAAGAUCUGCGCUUCGACCCGGCCUAUCCAAGCGAUGACGAAUGUAUUUAUUCGAUGGUGGCCGAAUUUAAGCAAUUGGUUGGC